Harmonia axyridis is the source of this 5747-nucleotide messenger RNA. It is a transcript of the gene roq, whose product is annotated as roquin-1. The record is from RefSeq and is a predicted model, not a curated record. Gene Ontology annotation, molecular function: metal ion binding. The coding region runs from base 94 to 2766 and encodes 890 amino acids. The transcript has 10 exons. NCBI's taxonomy places the organism in Eukaryota, Metazoa, Arthropoda, Insecta, Coleoptera, Coccinellidae.
CAAUUCCGAUUACUCAUCUGACACUUCACAACAAAAAGUGUUAUGAUCUGUCAUUGAUGCAUAAUGUGAUGUUCUGUUUUGCAAUAUUUAAGAAUGCCCAUACAGGCACCACAGUGGACGGAAUUUCUGUCUUGUCCAGUAUGUUGCCACACAUUUGAUGGAGCUUUGAGGAGCCCCAUAAGUUUAGGUUGCGGACAUACAAUAUGCAAAGCUUGUCUAUCAAAUUUGCACAGAAAACAGUGUCCUUUUGAACAAAAUGUUAUAAGUAUAGACAUCGAAAAUUUACCAAUCAACACAGCCUUACUUCAACUUAUUAUACCUUUAAAUAAAAGUGAACAUGAUGAAACAACAGUUGACUUCAAAAUUAUACCAAGAGAGUUUACAAGUUUAUAUCUCAUAUCCAAGCAAUGUGUGGAAAAGUUGGCUCUCUAUCUCAAGCCAUUUCCCAAUGGAAGUGUAUCUGGGGGUGGUAGUAUACUUUCAAGGCCUAUGCAAAGAAAAUUGGUUACGUUGAUAAACUGUCAACUUGUCGAGGAUGAAGGAAGAACUAGAGCUAUGCGUGCUGCUAGAUCUUUGGGGGAAAGGACAGUUACAGAAUUGAUUUUACAACAUCAAAACCCUCAACAGCUGUCCAACAACCUUUGGGCUGCUGUUAGAGCCAGAGGUUGUCAAUUUUUGGGUCCAGCCAUGCAAGAGGAGGUAUUGAAGCUAGUACUUCUAGCUUUAGAAGACGGAUCAGCAUUAUCGCGAAAAGUUCUUGUGAUGUUUGUUGUUCAGAGGUUAGAACCACAUUUUCCCCAAGCUUCAAAAACGAGUAUCGGACAUGUUGUACAAUUAUUGUAUAGAGCUUCAUGCUUCAAGGUUUCGAAAAGAGAAGGCGACUCUUCCCUCAUGCAGCUGAAAGAAGAAUUCAGAACGUACGAGGCCUUGCGUAGGGAGCACGAUGCUCAGAUUGUACAAAUUGCAACGGAGGCGGGUCUUAGAAUUGCACCUGAUCAAUGGUCUGCAUUGUUGUAUGGCGAUACCGCUCACAAGUCGCACAUGCAGAGCAUCAUUGAUAAGUUGCAAACGCCUCAGUCCUUUGCGCAGAGCGUACAAGAGCUUCUGAUCGCUCUGCAAAGAACUGGCGAUCCGGGGAAGUUGUCCGCUUUGAGACCACAUCUGGAACUACUGGCUGCCAUAGAUCCUAGUGCAGAAUCGGCCAUACCAUCUUGGAAAGAGUUCAGCGAAGCCCUGGAAGCAGUGCAACAAGUUGUCGCUGGUCUGGUGGAGUUCAUCCACCAAUAUGGCAACCGGAAACUUCAGGAUACGACACAUUCUCAGCAUGCCAAAUACAAAAUCAGCAUGUGUCGUGAUCUGACACUUCGCGGUAGUUGUCCCAGGAGUACCAAUUGUACAUUUGCCCACUCAAAUGAAGAGCUUGAGAAAUACAGGGCCAAAAAUCGCAAAACGAUGAUCAGGAACAAGGAGCACAGGAUAGACAGUCAGAGUCCUUCGGAUAAGAGUUAUAAUCAGCCAGAGGAGUAUUACACACCUAUACCUAACACUGCUGCUCCUAGUCCUGUUUCUAUGCCAACUAUGGUACCGGGCAUGGUCCAAGGAAUGAGUUAUGACGUUCCUCCUUACAUCAAAUAUCCAAGAAAUACACCGCACCAUUCUUCCCCACAACAAAUGUUUCCCAAUGGUUUGAGCCCCUUUUCGCCGCAUGAAAUGUACGGUUCCAAUCAGUCGAAUGUGAUGGUGUCAAAUAAUGGUCAGAAUUACUUUUCAUCUCCGGAAUUCUCCGAUUUAAAUCAUCCCAACUUACCUUCUGAGGCUCCGAGGUCCACCAACUGGGAUAUGGCAAAGAACCAAAACAUGCCGGUCCAACCUAAAUUGCCUCGUGGACAGGGAAAAAGCCUUGCUGAACUGUAUCAGCGAAAGCAAGAGGUAAUUUCGCUUCUGGAGAAAGUAGUAGGGAAGAAUGCUGCUACAGCAAUAUCUAAUGAUGCAACAACUCUAGCGCGGCAAGAGUCUCAAAUUGACAUGGACAGUCCCUCGUCACCUUAUAGCUUUUUACCACCACAUAUGAAUACGGGGCCGACGUUUGUGAGAUCGGAUUCAAUUUUAACGCCAGAUGAUGAUUACGUCCCAUACGAUUCUCCUUCUAUCAACAAGUACGGUCCCAUUUCUAGGAUGCACAAGGAUAACAAUUUGAGUCAGUCUACCUCGUUUCGAGAUUCCAGUUUACCGUCUAAUUUGACUCAUAGGCCAAUGUCUUCAGGAAGUCCACUAGCUUCACUGUAUUAUAACAAUAAUCCUCAAAUAUAUCCUCCAAAUAUACCACAAGGAGCUUACGUUUCAUCAGGAAAUGUGAUAAGUCCCCAAUUUUUGCAUAUGCAUCCGAGGAUGCAAGAUCAUUCCAAGGAAAUAAUGGCUGAAUCUCAGCGGGUUAGUUUGCAGUUGCGAAGUUUAGAGAAGCAACUGAAAGAUUUGAACAAGUUAGCAGCACAGAAAAUGCCCAAUCUGAGCGAAAGCGACAAGCUCACACAAGAGUUGCAACUGAUAGAACAAGGAAUACACGAAAAACAAAAGGAGGCAUGUCUGAACCACAUAGUCAAUUCUUGGAACUUGACUAUGAACGCCAAUAUAAACCCUGGGCCAUCGGAAGAUAACAUGUAUGAAGACGACAUAGCCAACGAUAUGAAGGAGCUCGAGCUUCGUUGGAAGGAGGAACUGGAAGAACAAGAAAAGAGGUGGAGCAGUGAGGAUGACUCUAACAAGUAACUAUUUUAAUUUCGAUUUUUAGAAGAAAUUUAAAAUAACCCGAUGGGUUCUAUUUUCAUGACAUAAUCUUAUGUUAGCAUCAAAGACUGCAUAACAAUAUAUGUAUAUACUUUUAUUUUGAAUCAUGAGAUAGCAAUUUCCGUAAUUUUUUUUAAAUUGAUCGUUUUUUAUACAAUCUGAAGACUUUUCAUCGAAUUAUUUUAAUUUUUUUUUUUUAAUUAUGUUGUUUCCAGUUGUUUACAUCGAUUUUUACUUUUUUAGAUUUGACAUUAUUUUCGCAUCGAUUUAAUUUUUUUCCUCAUUGAAAUAUUGAGACUGGAUUUUGCACCCCUGAAGUGUUUCAUUGUUGGUAUUGAAAGUUGUCAUGAAUUGAUAUUCAAUGAAUUAUUCGAUCGGUUACAUUUGUCUUUAGAAAGUUGACAGGACUGCAUCAAGAAAUCAAUUUCUGGUGAUUCAAAAUAUGAGUCAUUAGUCCUAAUAUAUAAUUUUAAUUCAUAAUUAAAAGUAUAUGUGGUGCAUUUCAAUAUGUAUUUAAAGAAAAUUGCUGAACUCGGUGAUAGUUCCAGUUUUAUUGGAAAGUUGACUCGAGGGCCUAUUGCGGUAAGUGUAUAGGGUGGGGAAUUCUUGAAGUGGGAGAUCAAGAACUUCUGAACGGUCAUUUUCGUUGAAGAAAACUUCUUCGAUUCAUUUAUCGAAAAAAAUUAUUUGGUGGUUUUCUUCAGCGAAAAUUGGCCAAUUUUGUUAGAUAUGGCAAUCACAUUGUCACACUUCUCUGCCUACUCCUAAAUAUUUAUAUAAUAUAAUCAUGCUGUGUGUGAUUGGGUAUAUCAAUGUUAUGAGUUGAUAUAUAUUUAUAAUGAUGUAAUAUCUUGAUUUGAUGCAUUUGUUUGAAAAUGCAUGGGACUAACGAUAUGCUUAAAUUGAUUGAAAUAUACAAUUUACAAAGUUAAAUAUGCUUUAUUUUAUUUAAGAUGUUUAUGGGAUGUUUGAUACCUUUCAACAUGGAUUUAUCGUAUUCGAAAUGCAAUUGUUUGCAUUGUAAUUUUAUUAUGCAAUUAUUUUUUUAUUAUCGAUGUUUUACUUAAUAUUUUAUAUUGGAUUAUAAUUUUGAUAGAAAAAUCAUUUUUUAUGUGUAAAGAUGGUGCUUAAAUUAUGUAGUAAUUUUUAUCCAUGGUCUGAAGGUUUCAUUUAGUCCCAAUUUUGUAUUUAUACAGAAUCAGAAUAGGUAAUAUUCUUUCUUUAUAUUAUUGGAAUUGUUGACAAAUUUCAUGGAAAACUUAAUGAACUUUUAAUGUUGAACAAUAUUAUGGUAUGAUCUAUUGAUUGCAUUCUCAAAAUAUCUUUAAUAUAUUAUCAAAAUAAUUUUGGAGGAGUUUUUGGUGAAGAAAUUAUAGAAGUGAAGGAAAGAAUAAUAAUAUUCAAAAACAAUCUUGAAGGCAAGAUUCAAUCAUUCAAUUUUAGUGAAUACCUCGUAAAUCUUACAACUUCCUCACUAUCCUUGAAUUUCCUCAAAAACUUCUACUCUUAUAGGUAUUAAUUAAAUUAUUUAUCAAUUUGUUGUUGUUUAUUAAUCUUCUUUAACUUAUAUACUCACUUCUGAAAAUUAUUAUGAUGACGCGCUUAUGAUUUUUUUAUAAUCGGACAUAAUAAUUCUGAAUAAAUAUAGUGCAAUUUCACUUGGUAGGUGACAUGUAUGUCUGUAUUUGUUGGAUCAUAUUUAAAUUUAUCACUUUUAUCUCACUGUGCUAAUAUGGCUAUUUAUUAUAUAUAAAGUAAAGGCUUCAGGAUGGACAAGUGAUUAAAACAAUUUGAAAUUUUCAGUAUGUUCAAUUUCUAAAAUUAUCAAUUUUUCUUUCGAAUCUCCAUGUAUAUUCAUUUAAAUGAUGUAUUUAAAUUUUUAAAGAAAAUUCAUUCAAACCUUUCCAAGACAAAAUUUAUGCUAUUUAUUUUCUUCAAGACUUUCAUGAAACUUUGAAUCUUCUCAUGUUUUUAAUUUUAUAUCUGUUGAUAUUUUAUUAUUACCUAGCACAAAAUUGUAGGGGUAUUUUCAGUGUAAGCUGAAGAAUUUCGGAAUUUGAAAGAUUGCCAUUAUGUCAAUUUUUUUUUCAUAAAUAUCUUAUGCUCAGCCGUGACAGCCAAAUUUGCUUAGCUCUGUUCGAUGGACUAAAUUGGAUUUUCAAAAGAACAUGAGUCAACUUUUCCGGACAAAUCAUUCGAAAAAAUGAGUGAAAGUUGUUAUGACAUUGAACAUAUUCAUUGUCUUGUGCAUUUCAUAACAUUAUAGUUAUCAAAGAAAAGGUUGACUGAUGUUCCGAAUUUUUUAUUUCACUUGUGAUUGUUUGAUCUUCUGUAAUUUCGAUAUCUGCAAUAUUAGUCUAGGCUGUGUAUUUUCCUUUGAUGUUUUAAAACUUUAUUUUGUACCUUUAAAUAAUAUGUUUGCCUCAGUGUCAAACAGUGACAUAACGGAAAAGGAAAAAAAGGUGUUCCUAAUUUUUUUUUUCAUAUGAUUAUCGGGGAUGUCUAAAAUUAUGAUGUUUUUCUUUUUGGAGGUUCUCAGUGUGUGAUAAGUUUGAGUAUAUUAUUCAAAAAAUCUGGGAUUUAUUUUGAACUUAAUAACAUGGAACUGCUACAACAAGUAUGAACAUUUGGAAAUUUCAUUGAUUUCUAAUUUAUAUGGUCAAUAUUAAAGAUUUUUUCAGUUAAUCCAAGUAAAUGGUAGUCAACUGAAGUUUGUCUCAAUAUUUAAUUUUAUUUAAUUAAUUUCGAUAUUUUACAAUUUACACUGAUUAGCUAAUUUUCUUCCUUGGUCGAUAUGCCAUUGUCAUCCACUAAGUCUUUUUUGGCAAUCAUUUUGUAGUCGGUCAUGUUGCACAUGUGGUUAAUAUUUGCUACUAUACUGAUUAUAUUAAUCACGUUUGUAUUAUAAUUGGGUGGAAGUAUAUAUUUAUAUAUUAUACCUGUAAUAAAUUAUAUUGCAUUAA